AUGGAAAAUAAUGCAAAAGAUUCAUCAGCAGCAUCAGGGGCACCACCACAAGCGGAGGAGCUAUUAAAGAAGCUCCAAGAAUUGGAAACUGGCCAUGCCCAGUUAAAGCAAGAGAUGUCUAAGCUCACGAGUUCACCACAAUCAACUGUGCAUCAAAAUUACAAGCAGAGGUCCCAUUCAAUUUCCCCUCAGCGGAUGCCGUGGAGGAGGGCUGGUGGAGGAGAUGGUGGUUUAGUGGCAUCAUUCCGGCACUCAUCGCCUUUGCAGCGCGAGAGUAGCAGUAAGGAUGUGCAUAGUGGCAGUGGUUGUGGGGCUGGGGGUGGUGGUGGAGUUGGAGGAGGGCCAGCGGCUGUGAAGUUCACAGAUAAGCAAUAUUUGAAUAUAUUGCAGUCAAUGGGACAGUCAGUGCAUAUACUUGAUCUGAAUGGUCGUAUAGUUUACUGGAACAGAAGUGCUGAAAAUCUUUAUGGAUAUUCAGCUUCCGAAGCUUUAGGGAAAGAUAUCCUUGAGCUCCUAACAGAUGACCGAGACUUUGCUGUGGGAAGAAAUAUAUUGCGACGUGUAAUGAUGGGGGAGAAUUGGACGGGGCAGUUUCCUGUUAAGCAUAAGAGAGGUGAGAGGUUUUCAGUUAUUGCAACAGAUACCCCUUUCUAUGAUGAUGAUGGCUCUUUGGUCGGGAUUAUAUGCGUCUCCUGUGAUUCAAGACCUUUCCUAGAAGCGAAUGCAGUAAUAUCCGCACCUAAGCCGGUGGAAACUAGUUCAAGAUUUAGCAGGCCAAGACUUUUUGCUUCAGCCAAACUUGGACUUGAUCCUCAGCAGCCUCUACAAGCUGCUAUUUCCUCCAAAAUAUCAAAUUUGGCUUCCAAAGUCAGUGAGAAAGUUAAGUCAAAAAUAAGAUCUGGAGAGAACAGUUUGGAUCAUGAUAUUGGAAGUGAAGAUAGUCAUCACUCUGAUAAUGGUUUCUUGGAUACUGCUCUCUCUGACCAUAGGGAAGAUGCAGCUUCAAGUGGAGCCAGUACGCCCAGAGGAGAUAUGCAUCCGUUUCCUUUUGGCGUGUUCUCUGGGGGUAGUCAUGAGGAGCACUCCCCAAUUAAUCCAUCAAGAGAUUCUGGUGACAAGAGCGAAGGAAAACCUGGUAUCUCUAAGAUCAUUACCUCGAAAGCCGAAGCUUGGAUUGGUAAGAAAGGUUUGGCAUGGCCGUGGAAAGGAAAUGAACGAGAUGGAUCAGAAACAAAGACAUAUCAUCCUGUCUGCCCGUGUUUACACAAUGACCAGGACAACGAGUUGGGUCAGCGGAAGAGUGCAUCAAAGUCAGUAAAUCUGGUUACUGAAAAUCACUGGAGUGCUCAUAGCGAGGCUUCAGGAUCUUGGUCCUCGCCGUUCAAUGUUAACAGCACAAGCACGGUUAGCAGUGGUGGAAGUACUAGCAGUACUACUGUUAAUAAAAUCGAUACCGUAUCUGACUUCUUAGAUUAUGAAAUCUUGUGGGAGGACUUGACAAUUGGAGAACAGAUUGGUCAAGGUUCUUGUGGAACUGUGUAUCAUGCUCUGUGGUAUGGAUCCGAUGUUGCCGUCAAGGUAUUUUCCAGGCAAGAAUAUUCUGACGACGUAAUAUUUUCCUUCAGACAGGAGGUGUCACUUAUGAAAAGACUUCGACAUCCUAAUAUUCUGCUCUUCAUGGGUGCUGUUACUUCGCCUCAACGUCUUUGUAUUGUUACAGAGUUUCUUCCUCGUGGGAGUUUGUUCCGGUUAUUACAGAGGCAUACAUCAAAAUUAGAUUGGAGGCGACACAUUUACAUGGCUUUGGAUAUUGCACGAGGCAUGAAUUAUCUUCAUCGUUGCAAUCCACCUAUUGUUCAUCGUGAUUUAAAGUCAUCCAAUCUUCUCGUUGACAAGAACUGGACUGUGAAGGUUGGUGAUUUUGGUCUCUCACGGCUUAAACAUGAAACUUAUUUGACAACAAAGACGGGGAAAGGAACGCCUCAAUGGAUGGCUCCAGAAGUACUUCGUAAUGAACCCUCAGACGAGAAGGCUGAUGUGUACAGCUUUGGUGUAAUACUAUGGGAGCUCGUUACCCAGAAGAUUCCUUGGGAUAACCUCAACUCCAUGCAGGUAAUUGGAGCUGUAGGGUUUAUGAACCAACGGCUAGAGAUUCCGAUGGACGUUGAUCCACAAUGGGCUUCUAUCAUUGAGAGCUGCUGGCAAAGUGAACCACAGUACCGGCCAUCGUUCCAAGAACUAGUGGACAAGCUUAAAGAUCUGCAUAGACAAUAUGCCAUUCAAUUUCAAACUGGUCGUAGCGUUGCUGGAGAUAGUGGCCAAAAAGAACUGAAAGGAGAUAUGGAGGAAAGAUAUGCAGUGCUUAAACUAACCUUUGAUGCUUUUGUCUUAGGGAAGGAGAUAUUAAGAAAAGUUUUAGGAUUUAAUUCUUUAAUCAUUUGUCAGAAAAUGAUGAGCUUGCUUGGUGAAAGGUCUGCUGCACGCACACGAGGCAUUGAAUUACAGAUGUUUUGUUUGCUGAGAUCACGAUCAAGAGUCAAGUUGUAA
Fraxinus pennsylvanica is the source of this 2547-nucleotide messenger RNA. The record is from the annotation of a GenBank genome assembly. NCBI's taxonomy places the organism in Eukaryota, Viridiplantae, Streptophyta, Magnoliopsida, Lamiales, Oleaceae.